GAUGAAACUGUCAACUUGUUUUAUUUUUCUAUUUUUAAUUUGUAUUUUAUUUGAUUUAAAUUAUUGUCGGAAAUCUAACAAAAACAAGCGUGGAAAAAAUGGCAAAAACCAAAAGACACCUAAAUGUGAAACACUGAUGUGUAAGAAUUUUUGUAAAAGAGGAAUUACAGCAGGAGGAAUUGAAAAAAUAAAGCAAACUCGAGGUGGAAAUAAGGUAAAAGAUAUCUACUGUUUGAAGGUUCAUAUGUAUCUUAUAGAGAUCGAGAUUUUUGAAAAGCCUGGACCUGUUCCUGGACGCUGGAGUUGA
Messenger RNA from Meloidogyne enterolobii, 307 nucleotides. Lineage: Eukaryota; Metazoa; Nematoda; Chromadorea; Rhabditida; Meloidogynidae. The record is from the annotation of a GenBank genome assembly.